Messenger RNA from Helianthus annuus (common sunflower), 729 nucleotides. RefSeq names its product trithorax group protein osa-like. The record is from RefSeq and is a predicted model, not a curated record. Lineage: Eukaryota; Viridiplantae; Streptophyta; Magnoliopsida; Asterales; Asteraceae. The transcript has a single exon. The coding region runs from base 1 to 729 and encodes 242 amino acids.
AUGGAUGUGGAUGAUGAUCCAAAUCCUGAGAUGUCACCAUCUGGGACGCCGACGCAUCCCAUCGAGAUUUCUAGCAGAUCAUCUUUUCAUGGUUCGCCUUACAAGGGCCCUGAUAUCUGGGCCGAAAGAUGGGCCUCAUACAAGUGGGAGUAUACUCCCCCUCACCGCAACUCGCCACCACACCAGCAGGUCCCUUCUGAGGACCCAUAUUUCCAGCGGUCACACCACCGCCACCGCCACCACCAGCGCCAGAGCAGCCACCGCCUCCCGAACCAUCGAGGCGACGAAGAACUGCAUGGAUGUCCGUGCGUGGGGGUUUCUAUUUCAGCACCCCCCCAACACUCCAGCAACAGCAACUACCCGUCGCUCUAUGAAGACCCGCAAAUGGGUGGGCCUUCAAAUGCAGUUUCUGAAGUCGACUCAGCACUAGUCGCACCAGCACCACCCAUGGGUUAUGAAAACCCAAUUCCUUCUUACCCAGGUGCAGCUGGGUACAACCCGUUUGAGCAGCAAGCUUAUUCGGGUUAUAACUACAACAAUGCACCUGCAGUUGACCCGUACAUUGAAACGGCAAACUACAAUGCUCUCUAUCCCGGACCCUUCCCACCUAUGUACCCAACUGGGUACCCUGCAUAUGGGUAUCAAUACCCAUCGCCUCGUCAACCUCAGCAGCAGCAACCGCCGCAGCUGCCACAAAUUCAACCACCGCAGCAACAAAAAAUUCUUUAG